Messenger RNA from Durio zibethinus, 805 nucleotides. RefSeq lists its product as uncharacterized. Gene Ontology annotation, cellular component: endoplasmic reticulum membrane; endoplasmic reticulum. The record is from RefSeq and is a predicted model, not a curated record. NCBI's taxonomy places the organism in Eukaryota, Viridiplantae, Streptophyta, Magnoliopsida, Malvales, Malvaceae. Gene Ontology annotation, biological process: intracellular protein transport; endoplasmic reticulum to Golgi vesicle-mediated transport.
ACUCAAGCCCUUCUUUUAAACAGCCAUCUGUACCCAAUUAGACCUAGAAACACUCCACGCAUCCCUCGUUCGCCUCGUACCCGUUAAAAAUAAAUCGGUUCUCCAUCUUCAUCCCACCUCCCUUCCUCGCUAAGAAAAGCACAUACAAAAACCAAACUUCCCCCAACCUCAAAUCUCUCUCCACGGUCAGAUCUAAUCAAUCGAUUUCCUCCAAGCCCCAAAAGAAAAAUGGCUCUAGAAUGGGUAGUGCUAGGGUACGCCGCGGGCGCAGAAGCCAUCAUGGUGCUCCUCCUCACCCUUCCGGGACUCGACGGACUCCGCAAGGGCUUGAUCGCGGUGACUCGUAACCUCCUGAAACCGUUCUUGUCGGUGGUGCCAUUCUGCCUCUUCCUUCUGAUGGAUAUAUACUGGAAAUACGAGACGCGCCCUCAUUGCGAAGGCGAUUCCUGUACUCCCUCGGAGCACCUUCGUCACGAGAAAUCCAUCAUGAAGAGCCAACGCAACGCUCUUCUCAUCGCCGCCGCUCUUAUUUUCUACUGGCUUCUUUACUCUGUUACUAACCUUGUUGUUAAGAUCGAGCAGUUGAAUCAGCGCGUUGAGAGGCUUAAGAAUCGCGAUUGAGAUAAGUGGUUAAUUUGAGAAUGGUUGUAUUUGGGGCACUUUUUUUUUAAUCUUUUGUUUAAAUUUCCUCUCUUACGUGUUAUGGAUAAUUUGAAGGAUUUAUGUGAUGAGAAUUAUAUGUUGCUAUUUGUGAUCUUAGUCCUGCAACUUAUGAUUUGAUGGAAAGUUAAGGUUUUUUUGCAAA